AUGAAAAAGUAUUUGGCGUGGAAUAGACCGGACCCAGCAAUUGCCUCGAGCCCGCCGCCUGCCAUCGCCUUUGACUUUCUGGCCCUGCGUGCCACCGGAACUGCCGACGUGCACCCCGUCAAGUCGGCGGUCGCACUGGAGUCGCAGUCAGCCGCGGCGGUCGCGGACUCUCCGCAUACCGCUCCCGAGUCUCCCGCCACGGGUAAUCCCAAAGAUUUGAACAAGGGAUUCGACGAGAAUGAGGCCUAUAAACUGAAACUGGCCAACUUCUUCCAGUCAGUUCAACAGAAUCAGGACAAUUCUGCCCAGAACGGGGCUAAUAACAUGGCUGCCGCUUUGCUUGCUGCUGCUCAGAAACAGCUGCAACCAUCUCAAUCUACUGCCACCAGCUACUUGUUAGCCGCCUUUAACAAUCAACAAGCGCAGCAGAACCAAUCCAGCACCCCCGUUCAGCUUGAUCCAAACAACGCUUCCAAUAGCCAACUUAACGCGGCUAUAGUCGCGGCCGCUUUGAAUCAGGCGAAGGUGACGAACAACGAUUCGACCACUGGCCAUGCGAUGACCGGUGCGCAAAUCUUGACCGCCUGCUCGACAAACAAAUCCAUGCACGCGCUAAGUGCAAACAAUGCGACCGCGUCGUCGCAAAAGCUCGCUGGCCUCAUGGGAGAAGCCAGCGGCCGCCACUCCACCCUCGAAAGCCACCCGACCCCGUCGCAACUCCCCCCGAACAGUCCAGCAGAUCAACUGAAUCAACGUCGGUUGAGCGCACUGGACGUGCUACACUACCAUCAACAGCAAGCUUCUACCUCACUCUCGGCCAAUCUCCAGUCCAGCCUCGCAAACUCAGGACUUGGAGGUGGACUGAGCUCAGGCCAAAACCUCAACCUCAACUCGAACAACCAAGGACUAGGUCUUUCAUCAGCCAACAACCUCUCCAUUGUCGCUGCUGCCUUCGCCAACCAACAAAACACGUCGCAACCCUCAGUGGCCGACAUUUAUGCCGCCGCCAACACUGCGGUUCAACUACAACAGCAACGUCCAGAGUGCAAUCAAAACGCUUGCUCUUCCAACGGCAGUCCCGGAUUCAGCAACAACAAUCUCAACGAAGCGAUUGUUGCGGCUGCCGCAGCCGCUGCUCAAGCCAACUCUUUGCAGCAGAUGGUCCAGAACUCUCCCUUGGGUCUACAGCAACCACUAAGUCCAGCAACUCAGGGUCAACAACAGAGUCAGGGACUUAUGGGGCAGAAUAACAACAAUGGAGUGGCCGCGUUGUAUCCCCAGCUGAUUCAGUCGCUAAACAAUUGGCCGAGCACGGCUGCCGCUGUUCUGCUUGAUCGAUUAGGACCUCAAAUCCUAAAGUCCAAUAUGCCUCAAACCCAGAAGCCGAUUCCGAACUUUGAACAGGUUGACUUGGCCAAGUUCAAGCUGAAAGAGCCCAGUGAAUGGUCGAUGGACGAUGUGAUUGCAUGGUUGUUGGAUGUGGCAAAGAGAAAUAGUAUUCCUGCUGAAGAUCUCAGUACUCAAUUUGCCCGAUGCACAGGAGCCCAACUCCUUCAAAUGAAUGAACAUCAGUUUUGCGAAAGAGAUAAAAACUACGGAUCCCUGUUGUAUUCAGAAUUCAGGAAGCUGAUAAAAGGUAAAAUUUACAAAAUACGUUUCCACGAAAUGCUGUUUCAAAUUAAUCAACACUUUUCAGAUGAUCAAUGUACACUGGAUGACUGGAUCCGCAACCACAAUGACACUGAUGCCGGCGCUUCGACUAGUCGGAUGUCUCAAGCUCAGAACAACGCGUUGAACAGUUUGUUAUACGCAAAUUCUCCUCUGAGUCCGUUGAGUCAGCAGAUUCAGAAGCACAACAGUUUGAUGUCUCUGCAUUCGCCAGUUUCUGCGCUGCAACAGCAGCAGAAACAGCAGAACGAAGCUACCCUACAGGUGAGAAAAAGGAGUCUAAUCGUUCUAGUCAUCAAAAGUCAUCAAAGAUCACAGUCAUUUCAUCAGUCUGUCGGGAAAAUACUAAUCACUGCGAUGCGUCAAAAAUUGCAUCGCAGUCGAAAAAACAAAUUGUGUUGCGGGAAAAUCAAAUUGCUUUCCACUUCAGCAACGCGAUCUGUGCAGCGACAGAGUGAUUAUUAUUCUCCCGACAGACUGGUAUGUACUACUUACUUGAUCUCCAUCUUUUGCACGAAUAACGUCCGAAUAUUUAUGACCCUCCUAUUCGAAUACAAUUAUUUUUUGCAAAAUACAACCCCUUUUUUCGGGAAUUUGUUCCUCGUUCCAAUACAAUCGCCAUCUUUGAGCAGCGACCUACAAAAAGGGAAUUGAUUGCGAAAAACAGAGGUUCCAAAUGCGGAAGUUUGGCGUGAUAGGCGGCGUGAAUCACGUUCAUCUCUUUUUAAUUUAAAUUCACUUCCUUUUCUCUUACCACUUCCGCCUUGCUUAUCAAGGUUGGAGAAGGUGGCAGGGGUCGUUGAAAUGUCAUUUAUAUAAGUCUUGAACAGACAGAAGUUCGUUCAUUUAUUUGAUAGCAUAUGCAGCUAGUGUACCUUAAGUUGAGGUAUUCAGAUAAUCCGCGUGAUACGAACUUUUAUUACUGUUUUAAGUCACUUUGACGUCUAGAAGGAGGGCAUCGAUUGCACCGCGCUCGUUUGUCUGGUCUUUAAUGUUUUCAGUAAGCAGUCCUUCUGUGUGCUUAGUUGGCGGAUCCAACUUUGAGUUUAGACUUUAGAUUUUUCCCGUUGCACUUUUCUCUUUUCGAUUAAAUCUGCGGAUCUUUAAAAGUCGCAGACAGCUUACUGAUCCGGGGUUGCUGAUUUUAUGGUCGAGGGGGGUCGUAGCGGUUUUUGUUUUGGGCGCAUCAUUGAAGCGAGGGGGCUAUCAGUUGCUCGACUUGCAGCGUCGCCUCGAGAAGGAAUUGGGGCGGAUGUGGCGGGGUAUAUUAAUGUUAGUGUUAGCGGAUCCCUGUUUUUCCUUAUCUCUCUUUCGCACGGUUGGCGGAAGUUGGGAAGCAAAUGAAAGGAAUUUUGUGGCGUUUCCUUAGCUGCUCGGGUUUGUUACAUCGAUAUUCUAGUCUUGCUUUAGUUUAAGGAAGUGAAUCCAAACAAAUGCAGGGAACUCUGUGCACCCUCGAGGUGAUUGAGAAGGCCAAACUUUGCGAAUUGGUUUAUAUGGUAAGCGGGAAAAUGCGGACAGUUCUAGGAGCUUCUCCAAGCUAACCUCUACUUCUAACUUCCUUGUCUCUCCUUAUUGCUUUAUUAUAUUUCUUAUUUAUCGUUUACAUUCCAGAGUUUCUACGCCACUCACCCUCACCUAGCACAACAAGCUGCCUCGAAUUCUAUGAGCCAAUUGCAAUCACAGCAACGACUCCAACAACAUCAUCAGCAGGUUCUCCAACAACAGCAACAGCAGCAGAUCCUGAGGAAUAUCCAAUCGCAGCACUCUCCCAAUAUGAAUUUUGGACAACAUCUUGCACCACCAAUGUCUAAUGGAUACGAGAGUUCCAGUAAGUUUUUUAAACAACUGAAGAAACAAAACCACUCUUUUGAUGAACGUUGGUUACAUUCACUUUUGAUUUUACAAUUAAAAUCAAUUGUUGAGCUCUUACUGAUGUUGUACUGCAGAACAUUGACUUAAUUUAAUCUCUUCAGGCACACUUGAUGAUUAUCCGAAAGUCCGGAAGAACAAGGAUGGACGGCCACGGAAACGUUCUCAACAUACGAAGGGAAAUAAAUUGUGGGAAUUUAUUCGAGACGCCCUUAAAGAUCCCAGUACUUGUCCUACAAUUGUGAGAUGGGAAGAUCCAGAACAAGGGGUGUUCAGAAUUGUGGAAUCAGAGAAAUUGGCGAGGCUAUGGGGAGAGAAGAAGAACAAUCAGAAGAUGACUUACGAGAAGUUGAGUAGAGCGAUGAGGUGAGGCCUUAACAAUUUUUGUUGAUUCUUAGGACCAGUAGCUUUUUUUGGAUGUUUUACAUUGCCAUUUCGGCAUUAAAAUGAUUCUCAAUUAUGUCCUAUAAGGUCUGAUCGCCUAAUUUUUUGUAGAACCUACUACGAGAAGCAGAUCCUCGUCCCCGUCCCCAAGACCGGGCUCUAUCCCAAGAAACUAGUCUACAAAUUUGGCCCCGGUGCACAUGGCUGGACUGCCCUUCCUCAUCUGGCUCAGGCCUGUCUCCGCCUUCAACAACAUGAGUGA
Molecule: messenger RNA, 4186 nt
Organism: Bursaphelenchus xylophilus (pine wood nematode)
Lineage: Eukaryota; Metazoa; Nematoda; Chromadorea; Rhabditida; Aphelenchoididae
Source: the annotation of a GenBank genome assembly